Ricinus communis (castor bean) is the source of this 1354-nucleotide messenger RNA. Its product is annotated as probable fructokinase-6, chloroplastic. Gene Ontology annotation, biological process: fructose metabolic process. NCBI's taxonomy places the organism in Eukaryota, Viridiplantae, Streptophyta, Magnoliopsida, Malpighiales, Euphorbiaceae. Gene Ontology annotation, molecular function: fructokinase activity. The record is from RefSeq and is a predicted model, not a curated record. The coding region runs from base 16 to 1161 and encodes 381 amino acids. The transcript has 7 exons. Gene Ontology annotation, cellular component: cytosol.
UUGUAUAACGAAAGAAUGAAUGUACGAUCCUGCAAGAUGAGAGGUUGCUGCUUUCCCGUGAAGCUUGAGCGCUCCUUCAGGACCCCAUCUUCUAAAAACCUCGCUAACGAUAAUACUAAUACUAACACUGCCUCCAAGGGGUCUUCCAAGGAUCUUAUUCCAAGUAUGAAUAGACCAGGAUCCGAGAAGAAUUCACCAAUUGUCUGCUUUGGGGAGAUGUUGAUCGACUUUGUGCCAAAUGCUUCUGGAGUUUCUCUUGCAGAUGCACCUGGUUUUAAGAAAGCUCCUGGUGGAGCUCCUGCUAAUGUUGCUGUUGGGAUUGCAAGAUUAGGAGGGCAUGCAGCUUUUAUUGGCAAGGUAGGGGAAGACGAAUUUGGAUGCAUGCUGGCUGAUAUUCUGAAGCAAAAUAAUGUCGACAACUCUGGCAUGCGCUUCGACUCACAUGCAAGGACAGCACUAGCAUUUGUAACCCUGAGAGCUGACGGUGAACGUGAAUUCAUGUUUUACCGUAAUCCUAGUGCUGAUAUGCUACUUCAGGAAACAGAGCUUGAUCAAGACCUAAUUAAGAAGGCAAGUGUAUUUCACUAUGGAUCAAUAAGUUUGAUUCACGAGCCUUGUAAAUCUGCCCAUCUUGCUGCCAUGGAGAUUGCCAAGAAGGCUGGUUGUAUCCUCUCCUACGAUCCAAAUUUGAGACUGCCGCUGUGGCCAUCAGCAGAAGCUGCUCGUGAAGGCAUUAUGAGCGUAUGGAAACAAGCUGACAUUAUUAAGGUAAGUGAGGAAGAAAUUGAAUUCUUGACUGAAGGCAGUAAUCCAUUUGAUGAUAAAUUGGUGUUGGAGAAGCUUUUCCACCCCAAUCUUAAGCUCUUACUUGUCACUGAAGGCUCAGAGGGAUGUCGAUAUUAUACACAGGCAUUCAACGGUAAAGUUGCUGGUGUUAAAGUUGACGCAGUGGACACAACUGGUGCAGGAGAUGCCUUCGUGGGUGGAAUAUUGAGUAAAUUGGCCUCAGACAUGAAUCUGUAUAAGGAUGAGAAGAAGUUGAGCGAAGCUCUCCUGUUUGCAAAUGCCUGCGGUGCUAUCACAGUUACCGAAAGAGGAGCUAUUCCUGCCUUGCCCACAAAAGAAGCAGUUCUUGAAUUUUUACACAAAAGAACUGCUUGAGAAGAUUCAUGGUACCAUUGUCUUGCCAAUACAGCUAACAAGUGAUUCUAUGGUAUGCUUGCAGAGCUGUAUCUACAAAAAACUAUGCUUUCUCGUCCUUGCAUAAACACUUGUUUCUCGAGGCCCAAACAGGACUGAUAUGUGUCGUUGAAUUCCUUUUCUUGAUUUAAAAUUUAUUUUCUUAUUUCUUCCA